Peromyscus californicus insignis is the source of this 2127-nucleotide messenger RNA. RefSeq names its product G-patch domain containing 11 (gene Gpatch11). The transcript has 11 exons. The record is from RefSeq and is a predicted model, not a curated record. Gene Ontology annotation, molecular function: nucleic acid binding. Bases 320 to 1111 code for a protein of 263 amino acids. Gene Ontology annotation, cellular component: kinetochore. Lineage: Eukaryota; Metazoa; Chordata; Mammalia; Rodentia; Cricetidae.
UGGGUCGCUGCAGGCGGGAGGGAAGGGCCUGCGAUGCUCGAGAGGCACCUGUAGGAAAAGAGGUGGCCCAUCUCUGUAUUCAGUCGCCCUUGCUUCAAACUCACCGUGCAAAGAUGCCCAGUAAAGAAUAAGCCUGCACCGAUCAUCAUCUUCCUGUUGAGAAAAUGGUCACCCUUUAUUUAGGAGCAAGAUCACCAAGACCUGUAUUCUGUGUGGUUGGGAACGAAUCAUUUAGCCAAAUCGAGCCUUCAUUUUUCAAGCUGGAAAGUGGAACUGUUUGUAUCUAUUGAGCUGUUCAUGAACUAGGCAGUAUUAUCAUAUGACGUUGAACAUGGCAGAAGAAGAAGAGGAUUACAUGUCAGAUGCCUUCAUUAAUGUUCAGGAAGAUGUCAGACCAGGCGUGCCAAUGCUGAGGCAGAUCCGCGAGGCCCGCCGGAAAGAAGAGAAGCAGCAGGAAGCUAAUCUGAAAAACAGACAGAAGAGUGUGAAAGAAGAAGAACGGGAAAGACGUGACCUCGGGUUGAAGAAUGCGCUGGGCUGUGAAAACAAAGGGUUUGCUUUGCUCCAGAAGAUGGGAUACAAGAGCGGGCAGGCCCUGGGCAAGAGUGGAGACGGUAUUGUUGAACCAAUUCCUCUGAAUGUCAAAACAGGAAAAAGUGGCUUAGGUCACGAGACGCUACAAAAACGGAAAGCAGAGGAAAGGCUGGAAAACUACCGGAGAAAAAUUCACAUGAUAAACCAAAAUGAAGAGAAGGCCGCCGAGCAGUUCCGGAUGCGAAUGAAAAGUAAGCAAGACGAGAUGAGGCUUGAAGGAGACCUGCGAAGAAGCCAGCGAGCUUGCCAGCAGCUGGAUACCCAGAAGAACAUUCCGGUUCCCAGGGAGGCAUGGUACUGGAUAAGGCCUGAGGAGGAGACUGAAGAAGAGGAAGAGGAAGAACAGGAUGAAGAUGAGUACACCAGUGAAGAUUUGAGUGUGCUGGAGAAACUGCAGAUACUCACCGGCUACUUACGAGAAGAACAUCUGUAUUGCAUUUGGUGUGGGACAGCCUACGAAGAUAAAAAGGACCUAUCUUCAAAUUGCCCAGGACCAACUUCUGCAGAUCAUGACUGAGAUUAUUCCCAAUAAAGUAAAAACUAUUUAUGCAGGUGCCGGGGAUUGAACUCAGAUCAUCGGGCUUGGUCGCAGGUGCUUUUACCUGCUAAGUCAUCUCACUGUCUCUAAAAAUUACUGUUUGUUUGAGGGGAAUUUCAGGGACAAACAGUUGGGAAGACUAUGAGUGUCAGAGCAUGUUGUGAGCAGGUCUGUGUAGCUGGGCCUUAAUCUGGAAAUACCACGCACAGGAUUCAUGAUGGCAGCCUCUGGGGAGCAUAGCUGAUGAAUCUCAUUUUAAGUUUCUGGCCUCAAAAACUGCUGUAAGUGUAUAUCAUGUAAAUGACCGACCCUGUGGUAAAAUACUGCAACUAUAGGAAAUUAAAAUACACCACAACUAAAUUAACAUCCGCGGGGCUCUCCAUAUUCCAGAAGCAUUUUGUUUGUCUCCCAGGACUAUUAUGGCUCUCCGUUAGAAUUGAAGCCAAUACUAGUGUAACUACAUCCAUCUACCCAUGGGGACGCCAUGAGCCACUUUCAGAGCAGAGGACGUGCUACAGACGUACGGCUGGUUCCUCAGCCAACACUGAGAGAAAAGAAAACACAGGGCGUAUGCUAUACAGGAAGAGGACAUGUCAACCAACUGUAACCUUGGACCCUCCUGAUUUGAAACAGCUUAUACAAAAGACAGUUUGGGGAUUGUAAAAGUGAUCCAGACUAAUUAUGUGAUAAUUACAUUUCUUAGUUUACCUGAUAUGUGGUUUUGUUAAUAGUACAAAGAAGUUGUCUGUUACAAGUCAACUUUUAAAUAUUUACGACUGAAACACUAUAAUACCUGAGAUUCACUUUAAAAUUUUCCACCAAAGAAACAAAAGAUGAAGGGAUAGGUGUAACAACAAAGGUAAAAUAUUAUUUGUUAGAACCAUAUAAUGUUACAUACAAUCUCAUCACUCUCAUCUGUAUUUGAAGUUGAAAAUUAUGAGAAUUAAUGUUGAAUGAAAAUAUUUUCUCUUAUAAUAAAAUGUUAAUGUGCCAAA